Molecule: messenger RNA, 1443 nt
Organism: Rotaria sp. Silwood1
Lineage: Eukaryota; Metazoa; Rotifera; Eurotatoria; Philodinida; Philodinidae
Source: the annotation of a GenBank genome assembly
AUGGCGACAGCAACGCAGGUAACGAUUUGUGUUAAAUGCAAGAAAACAAAGAGCAUUGUUACAUGUAAAGGCUGUUCGAAAGAUUUUUGUCUUGAUCACAUCAAUGAACAUUAUAAUGAAUUAAGUGAACAAUUAGGUAAAACUGAAGAUCAAUUUAAUGCAUUCAAAAUUGAAAUCGACGAACAAAAAGUCAAGCCACAAAAACAUGAAUUAAUCAAACAAGUCGAUACAUGGGAACGUGAAUCGAUCGAAAAGAUUCGACAAGUGUCCAAUGAACUUCGUCAUGAGCUCUCAUCGUGUGUCAUCACAUUUGUUACCAAUCUCGAUUCAAAUUUGAAACAACUGACCGAACGACUCAUUCAUUGUCGUAAAGAAAAUGAUUUUGCUGAACCAGACAUUCAAUUUUUCAAUGAAGAACUUAAACGAUUGAAAGACAUUCUCAACAAUUCACCUGAUUUGAAAGUUGAGUACGAUUCAACAUCUUUCAUCAACAAAAUUCGUCUUACAAAGAAAGCACCAUUACUACGCGGUGUAAAUCUGAAUGCAAAUGCAAAAUGGAUACAGAAUGGUAUCACUGUUGCUGGAGGAAAUGGAGAAGGCAACGGAAUAAAUCAAAUCUACCAUCCAAAUGGUUUUUGUGUUGAUGAUGAUCAAACUCUCUACAUUGCUGAAUACGACAAUCAUCGUAUUAUGGAAUGGAAAUGUGGUGCGAAGACUGGUCGAGUUAUGGCUGGUGGAAAUGGAGAAGGAAACCGUCCUGAUCAACUGAACGGUCCGACAGAUGUGAUUAUUGAUAAAGAAAGAGAUAGUCUCAUUAUCUGUGAUUAUGAGAAUAAAAGAGUUGUUCGAUGGCCUCGUCAAAAUGGUAAAAGUGGAGAAACGAUCAUCUCAAAUGUUAGUGGUAUUGGCUUGACAAUGGACGAUAAUGGAUUUCUCUAUGUUGUUGAUAGAGAUAAGCAUGAGGUCAGAAGAUAUCAAACAGGAGACGAUAAAGGAAUAGUCGUUGCAGGUGGCAAUAGGCAAGGGAGUUUUGUCGAUCAAUUGAAUCGUCCGGCAUACGUAUUCGUCGAUCAAGAUCAUUCAGUGUACAUAUCGGAUACGAUGAAUCAUCGUGUGAUGAAGUGGUUGAAAGAUGCAAAACAAGGCAUUGUUGUAGCUGGUGGUCAAGGUCAAGGAAAUAACCUUACACAAUUAUCAAAUCCUCGAGGAAUCGGUGUCGAUCAAUCAGGCACUGUCUACGUGGCUGAUCAGUCAAAUCAUCGAAUAAUGCGUUGGACACAAGGAACCACGCAAGGAAGUGUCGUCGUAGGUGGUCGUGGACAAGGAAACCAAUCAAGUCAACUCUCUUGUCCCAAUGGUUUGUCAUUCGAUCGAAAUGGUAAUAUGUAUGUAGGUGACUAUAACAACAAUCGAGUACAAAAGUUCAUCAUUGAUCAAAGUUGA